This is a messenger RNA of Anthonomus grandis grandis, 19706 nucleotides long. Its product is annotated as zinc finger protein 135-like. Lineage: Eukaryota; Metazoa; Arthropoda; Insecta; Coleoptera; Curculionidae. Gene Ontology annotation, cellular component: PcG protein complex; nucleus; transcription regulator complex. The transcript is spliced from 12 exons. Bases 900 to 3506 code for a protein of 868 amino acids. The record is from RefSeq and is a predicted model, not a curated record. Gene Ontology annotation, molecular function: DNA-binding transcription factor activity, RNA polymerase II-specific; RNA polymerase II cis-regulatory region sequence-specific DNA binding. Gene Ontology annotation, biological process: regulation of transcription by RNA polymerase II.
CAGUCUACGGAUACAGAUAAUUUUUUUCGGUAGUGUAGAUAGUUUGACGCCAUACAGUUUUGAUAUAUUUUUGAUGGUGCUAAUCUGGGAAGUCAUAAAAUGGUUUUUAUCUAAGCACCGACAAGUGAGCGAUGAAGUUUGGAAAAAUCAGUGACAAAAUAACGCGAUUUAGAUUCAGGAAUAAGUCCAAUAAAUAGACAAGUUCUUACCUAGGUCAAGGUAUAAUUUGGUUUCUCUAAAACGAAAUUUGAUGUUGCGCUUUUCACAUUUUUAAAUGUGUGGCGCAAUUGUUUUUUUGGCUUCGCGCGGAACGGUGCUUUAGUUUUUCGGAUCGAGACCGGGAAUUUUCCGUAUAACUUUUCUUUUUGGUUUUUUUUGUUACAAGUUCUUGGAAAAUGGAGUCGACUUGGGAGAAGUUUAGAUUAAAGACGUUUAUUUAAGUUUUUGUACAGUUAUCCAGCUAAAGGGCUAAUAAUAAAAGGAUAAAAAUAAUUUAGAUCUAUGUGUGAAAGAAGACCUUGAUCCCAGCCAAAAGAAAAGGAUUCCCAAAAGCCUUUUCUUGCCUACAAAAAAACUCAAAGUUCCUACAAAAAAACCAGUUUGGAGGCACCAACUAUUGCGCCUUCAAACCCCUCAGUAUUUUAAGGAGUUAAUUCCUUAAAACAACCUUCUAAAUAAACUUGCUGUGUGUGAUACGCACAGCAACAACAUUUGACCCAAACGCGUUCAAAAUAGCGGCCAAAAUUUUCACCACGGAGGAACAAAAUAUCCUCAACAAUCUUAAAGUUGAACAUGAGAACCUGGUAGCGAAAUGGUUACAGAACUCGUUUAAAUUACAAGAGAACGCAGCUUUGGACUUGAGGUCGACCCCGUUACAACCGUUACAAAUCAGUCCUCAAAUGACAGAGAUCAAUAACCGACCAAUAUUUAAGAUGAACAACGACUUUUGGAAUCAGGCGCGCGGUCCGCCUCAGAACAUGCCCCAGAAUCUGAGUAACAGUAACCAAAACUCACCGAUACCGGGUAGUACGAAUUCGAUACCGGCCCACUCGCCCUCUCAACAAUCGAACUCCAGUCAAAUUCACGUGGUGACGCCGGGAGCGUUAGCGUUACAACAAGCACAGAAUGCUCAGAACGCUCAAAGUGCUCAGGUACAAAAUGCGCAGCAGCAAGUACAACAGAACCAGCAGAAUUCGAUGAACGCACAACAGACUCAACAAGGUAACGGGCAGAACCAUCAGCAGCAAGGUGGACCACAACAGAAUACAGCCCAGAAUCCUAAUAUACAAGGUGGGGUGCAAGGACCACAAUUAACUCCUACAGGUCCCAUGGGUGGUCCACCACAAGGACCGCAAGCAAAUGGGCAAGGUACUCCACCGAACUCGGCUCAGAACCCAAUGGGGAGUCCGAAUCCUAGCCAUAUGAGUAGCCCUACACCACAGUCCACCCAUGGUCAUCCGUUUGGACAGCCGAAUAUGAUGGGGCCACCAUUCGGAAGUGGAGCUAAUAGUCCGGAUAAAAUGAUGACUGAGAAGAUUGUUAAUGAGUUGCAGAUUUUCAUGCACAAGUCGGCGAUGCAGAUGCACGCCAGGGAUCUAGGAGGCAGGUCAGAAGUCAAGCCGCACCAAUGUCAGCAAUGCCUGAAAUCUUUUAGUUCGAACCAUCAGUUGGUGCAGCACAUACGCGUCCACACCGGCGAAAAACCGUAUAAAUGUUCCUAUUGUGACAGGAGGUUUAAGCAGCUGAGCCAUGUUCAGCAACAUACUCGGCUACAUACUGGCGAGCGGCCAUACAAGUGCCAUCUACCGGACUGCGGUCGAGCAUUUAUCCAGCUGUCGAACCUGCAGCAGCACCUGCGCAACCACGACGCGCAAGUGGAGAGGGCAAAAAAUCGCCCCUUCCACUGUAACAUCUGCGGAAAGGGCUUCGCGACCGAGUCGAGCUUGCGCACUCACACGUCCAAAUGUAUUGGUCGUUUGCAGCAACAUGCGGCUCUUAUUGGCGGACCAAAUGCCACGUCCUGUCCGCUCUGCCACAAAGUGUUCCUGGGAGGAGAAGCCUUGAUGGAACACAUGAAACACACGCAUAAGGACCCCAAUGCUUCUGGUGUAGCCAUUGACGUCAACGAUCCUUAUUUAGCCAAAAGGAGGACAGCGAACCAUCCGUGUCCGGUUUGCGGGAAACACUACGUAAAUGAAGGUUCCUUAAGAAAACACUUGGCUUGUCAUCCCGAGACCUCGCAACUGUCGAGCUCGUUGCGCAUGUGGCCGUGUUCUGUUUGUCAGGCCGUUUUUACUCACGAAUCAGGACUAUUAACCCAUAUGGAGCACAUGCGUAUGGAUCCAAAACAUCAAUUUGCUGCCCAGUACGUACUUUCUAGAGCAGCAGCUGAACGUAGAGAACGAGAAACUUUGCUUGCGGCAGUUUCAGCUUCGGCUGGUGGCAGCAGUCUACUCGGACUAGCCGGUAUGGGACCAGGCGUUUUUCCAGCAACUGGUUCCCCCAUGUGCGCCUCUCCGAGUGCCCAUAGCGACUCGUCGUCUGGAAAUGGUCGGCUCUCAUCUGCCGGAUCAGAAGCCGGAGGACUAAACAACAAUAAUAACAAUUGCAAUACUAAAUUAGGUGAUAUCUUGCGAAGUAAUAAUGGUCUACACCAGCAAUACAACAUGGAAGAUCAGCUACAGGCCAAUAGGAUGGCCGUCAUAGCUAACAUGGUAGGCCAAGGUGGAGUACCACCAGGUCUAGGAUCAGAUCCAGCAGCUAAUAUUGCCAAUAUUGCUAAUCUGGCUAUGCGACUUGGAGUCACACAAGCCAACCAAGUGAAUAACUCGUCCAACCCCUCCACUCCGCCAAUAACCAACGAAGCCUUGUCCUCCCUUUCCAUGAAUGCCAUGAAUGCUAUGCGAGCCUCCAUGGAUAUGAGGACAAUGGACGUGAUGCGCAAUUCCGUCAUGGAUAUGUCUCAAGCUUCCCAGCAAUCAGUUCAGCAAUCAGCAGCUGCUCAAGAGGCGCUCCGCAUGCAGGAAGCAGUAAUUCGAUCUCAGGCUGAGGCUGCUUUACGUCUGGCUAUGACGCAGGGUUUGUCUCAACUUAACCAGCACCAGCAGGAGAACAACCACAGUCCUUUACGCCACAAUGGUCACUUCCAAGGUCACCAAGCUCAAACCUCCCAGCAACUCAGUCCCGAUCUCACCGAAGCGCUGAGGCUCCAAGAGCAACGACUCGAGCAAGCCUUAAGGCUUCACGGUAGCGACCCGCGUGCCCUCGGCUUUAGCCUGGGCGGUGCCGGUAACCUCCAAAAUCUACAGCAAAACCUGCAGCAGAACCUGCAGCAGAAUCUGCAACAGAAUCUACAGCAAAAUUUGCAGAAUACGAUGCAGCAGCAACAGCAGCAGCAGCAGCAACAACAACAACAACAGCAGCAGCAGCAACAACAACAGCAACAAGCUAAUCAGCAACAACAGCAGCCGAAUCAAGGUCAGCAAAAUAAUCAGAAUCAGCCAUGAGAGUUUAGCUAUUACUGAACACGCAACUUGGGUGAUUAGAUGGUUUUUUUAUUUUCAUUUUUGGGGUUUGAUAGAUAUUAGGGAUUUUUGAGAGAGUUUUUUUAUAAAUUAAUUUUAUGCCAUGGUGUAUACGAUUAAAGAGUUCUUGUUUUUGCACGUUAUCGAGAAAUUUAAGAUUGGUUUAAACAUAUCUGCACUUACUAUAAACUUAAAAUCUGUUGUAGAGGAAAUAUAUGUGCCAAAAAAACAUUCUAUUUUUAUGUAGAUACAAAUUAAAUUUAAAGUUGGUGUUCAGUACACGAGGUAAUAAUGCCUGCGGCAUUAAGAAAUUAAUAUAUUUAUAUAUAUUUGCACUUUAAAAGUGUCCAACUACAAAAUAAAAAAAUCAUUUUAAGAAUGUAUAGGUUAUAAGUGUUAAAGAAAUCAAAGAAAAAUUUAUCUCAAAAAUUAUUUGGGAGAUAUUUUUCGUUUGGUGUUUUACUUAAGUUGUAUAUAUUGAUUGUUUUUAGAUUAUAUUAGAAAUAUAUGAAUGGAUGAACAAAAAAUAGAGAAAUUGAUUGAGUAUUUAUAAUAUUUCAAGUAAACGAAUAAAAUAUCAAAACUAACAAUCUUUAGAAGAAACAAAAUUUCGUUUUGUUUAUUUUUUUGUUUAAAUCGGCCGGACAGUGUACGUUUAGCAAUAACUUUUUUUUUAAUAAUUUGUUUGCAAUUAUUACUGUGAUUAUCAAAUAUAUUUUUUUAUUUUAUGUAAGGCAAGUAAUUUUUUUACGAAAAAAAAAUUUAAGAGUGGUGGUUUAUUACUAUUAGGGGCCCCGGUAUCUUCAUUAACGGUUUAAGCUCGAUUAGUAUUUAUUCUUCAGUUAAAAUAAUCUUUUCACCAGGGAGUAUUUUGAUCACUUCGGCUAAAUAUUCUUAGAAUAAUUAGUGGGAGAUUAAGGUGAUUUAAAAGGAAAUAAAUCUUCUAAAGAUGUCUGGAAAAAAUGACAUUAAUUCAAAAUUACUUGAUCUAGUGUGGAAAAAUGCCUGCAAUAGAGAUGAAUACUAUUUUCAUAUUUUGGCUCAUGGAAUGUCGUAAUUUUUUAAAAAAUGUGAGAAUUUUAUACUAUUUCUCCACUGUCUAUUACUAACCUAAGGGUGUGUGAAAUACUUUAACCUCUGGAACGACUUAGACUUUAAUUAUUAUGAAUAUGUCUCGUUUAUUCAAAAGAACUGUGAUAAAUGUUCUACACCAAAUUCUCACAAAAAAUUAGUACAACUAUCUGAAAAAUUUAAGAAAUACCUGGAAAAGUGCAAUAAUUGCUUUAACUGCCCAAAAAAGAAAAAAAUUACUUCAAAUGUCUAAAAAAGGCAAAAAUUGUGUGAAAUUCACAAAAAAAUUAGAAAACUACUACAAUUAUCUGUGAAAUGUAAGAAAUUCUUUAAAUAUACUACUGUUUUAGUAAUACCUAAAACCGUAGUAAAAAGGUAAUAUUUGCUUUUAAUGCCCAGAAAAAGUCAGAUCCUCAAAAAAGAUGAAAAUUACCGCAAUCAUUUCAAAAAUGUAAAAUAAAAUCUUUAAAAAAUCUGAAAAAAGCGAAUAGUUACUUUAACUUCCCGGAAAAUUGCGCGAAAUUCCUGGAAAAAUUUGAAAAUUAUUGCAGCUAUAUGUGAAAUGUAAAAAAGUUCUUUGAAAUACCUGGAAAACGCAAUAAUAAUUUCAACUUCUUAAAAAAAGACAAAAAUUAUUUGGAAAAAGAUAAAAAUUGCUCCAACUUUAAUUGCCUGAAUAAAAUGUAAAAAAUUACUUUAAAUGUCUGGAAAAUGUAAAAAAUUAUCUUUAAAAUCCCUGCAAAAUAUAAGAAUAAAUGCAUAUAUCUAAAAAAAGACAAAAAUCCUUAACUAAAAGGUAGAAAUAUAGAGAAAUAGUACCUACUGCUAUUGUUAUAAAUAAAAACUGUUUCUGACAAUGCAACAUGUUCUGCUGCAUAAUAAAUAUUGCAAGAAAUAUAGAACAAAAAUCAUGUCUGAAGGUUAUUGCCAGCUCAAGGCACUAAGAUCAAAGAAAACUGUUCUAUAAAGUAGUUCUGAGUGCAUUGUUAAUAUAGUUUUUUUGGGUGAAUGAAGUAAGUUAUUUGAGGAAUGAAAAGAAGCUGCUGUAAAAUUCACUCAUGCAUGAUUUUCGGUACAGAAAUAAAUGACCUACUAUUUUCCACCAAGACCAACUGAAAAGAAAAUAAAAGACUCUGAUAAGCAGCAAAUUAUUAUACUGUAUAAUGUAUUUGUUUAGACCACGUAAGACUUCUUUCCAUAUACACGGUGUAGAAAUUUUAAAGAAAUAAAACAAACAUCAGAAGAAACUUCCACUAGUCCACGCAUUCUUUAACUGUAUGAGUUUUUCUUCCCAGUUCUUCCUCUAAUAUGAAAUAUCAGAAACUCAGUCUGAGCUGGUAAAAAAUUAUGGCUACAAAAUAUUGAAUAACCUGAGAAAUGUUGCACAACAAAUGUUAUAGAACUAAAAUUAAAGGUUACAUUUUUUCAAGUAAGUGAUAGUUCUCGGUUUGCUAAAGGCUUGGUAAAGCAAUUCAGACGAAUUUCCAAGUUUUUUCUGAUCUUCCUACGGGAAAUAGAGAAUUUAGUUAUGUGUCUUUUUUCAUUUUCUCUUCCUGCUUAUUAUUUAACUAUGUUUUUAAUUGGCAAAUUUUUCAAAUGUCAACCACUGGCUGGAAGUGGUCAAAAACCAAAAAAUGCUAAUAACUUAUUUAUAGUUUCUUUUUUAAAAAAUACGUUGAAUUCUUUUUAUUUUUAAAACAUCUUUGAAGCAUCUUUUGCUGAAAUGGCAUGCUUGAACUUUUUCAUAGGUUUUGAGAAAAUUCCCUUUAUUUUGAAAAUAUUGAAAAUGUAAAAUAUUUUUUUUUAAAUAUCUGUUAUAGGCAAUAAUUACUGUAACUACCUAGAAAAAAAAGGUAGUUCUUUGCACAAUUUCAUCACCGCUAUUUAAAACUGACAUAAAUUUUCUAAAGAUGUUGUUGAUGAAAUUUUUAAAUUAUCUUUAGAAAUGUUAGGCAACAAAAGUUAACAUGUUUACUGAACAAAAAUUUAUGAAACAUGUUCUACAGUGCAAAUACGGGGACUUUUCUAGCAUUCAUAAGAAUAAUUGUGGUAGAAUAGUCAAGAGGUAAUGUAGCACAACAACUAUGCACUAAAAGUCAAAAAUUAGGUCAGAUUUUUAAUGUUUGAAAUUUUUGGGACAUCCUUAGAAAUGUUGCGCAACAAAUGUUCAAUGUUCAAGAAAUAAUCUGGCACAACAUAUGUAUUUAUUAGAAGAUGAGGCUGAACCACUGGCCAUUUAAAGACACAGUAUUUGAACUUGAUAAAGAUCAAAUGAGAAACAGUAUUUUUUUAUCUGGUUAUGGCUGGGCACAUAACCAUAACUAAUAAUAAUGAUAAAUAAUAAUGAGGACUUGUUUUACAUCUCUAAUUAUUAUUGAAUCCUUAUCUAAUAUAUGAUUAAUGUUUCUUGGAAACAAAAACAGACGUAUCCGCAAAAGAAACAAUUUUGUCAGGGUGUUGGCAUAAAAGACCCACAUUAAUUUAAGUACAUCUUGAAAAUACUGAAUUUGUCUAACUGGUAGUUAAAAUAAUAUCUGGGUUACUAUACGACUGUGAAAUACUUGUCGAUUUAACCGAUAAUGAUAAUACCGAGUCUAAAAAGAAAAAUUACCUUUUUACCUGUGAUAUUUCCAAGUUUUUAUAUUUGACAAAAAUUGGGAAAUAUUGCCCCCACCACAACAACGUUUUUUAUUUAAAAAGUACAAAAACUUUAUAAAAUAAAAAUUAAUUAGGAUGGCAGGGAGAACAGAGUGAAUGCGAAACAUAUUUUUCCAACGACAGAAAUAAAAAAAAUUUAACUCCUAAAACGAGCGUACUUAAACAUGAAAAAUAAAUACAUUUUCAGUUGUUAGCGAAAUUGGCGUUUUCAAAAUCAAUGUUUUGGUAAAAAUUAUUUUUGUUUAUUUUUGUACAGGAUGUGGUUUUAUCUUUUCGUGUACAUACGUACUACAAAUAAGCAGCCUUUUUGUAUAUAUGCCCUUUUACCAAAGCGCCUUGCGUGGAAUUUAACCUGUUACUUAUACACCACCUUUUGGUCUCCUAAAUUUCCCUUUAUCGCAUUAGAACUAAAAAAAAUCCUGUAAAUAGUAUACCAGACUAGUUAAGGGCAGGUUGAAUUUCACAGGGGGGCGCUCCAUAGCCACAAUAAUAGUCAAUAGUUUUAUAAAAAAUACAAUACAAUAGUUAUAUAAACAACCUUAAGGUUGACCCACAUUUCCCAUAAAAGUGACAGGUGACAUAUUUUACACAGAAUGACACUUAGCACGUGUAAAAUAUCCAUUUGACGUGCGUAAAAAGUUUCUCGCUUUUGGUUUUCAGUCAUAUAUUGGAAAUUUUUCAAAAAUUUUGUCUUGGUUUUCGAUGAAAUAGUGUGGGUAGGUUUGAUUAACGGAUUCAUUUUUCAUUAGGUAAAUUGGACUUACCGCAUUUCUUAAGUAAUGAAAAUAAACAAGAAGGUAACUUUUUCAUAUAAUUCGCAGAUGUAAUUGAUUUUUAACACCUGUACUUAUGAGUCCUUAUUCCAAGUUGCAUUGGAAGCCAAUUACAUGUGUUGCUGUUUAAUGUCCCUACCCUAUUUAAAAAAAAUUACUGGUAGCCCAUAUGUGGCCCAAGAUGCAAUGACAAUUUCAAGAAUGAAUUGAAAUAUUAAGAAAAAUUUCAGACAGUGAUCACGUCAGCUUAACAGUUUAGGUAUGAAAAUCAUUUAUUAAAUUUACUAAAAGAAUCACUUACUUAAUAUUAUAGGAUGAUAAAGUCCUUUAACUGACGCCGUACAAAUGUUAUGUAGAUUCUCUGGCCUUUUAGAUUUUUCUAUUUAUCUAUAAUUUAUAGAAAACGAUCGUGAAACAUAUACGGUACACGCGGCCUACUGAGCUAUUAUGGCUCACUAAAAAACUGCAAAACAGCAUGCAAAUAUACCAAUAUAGAUUUACUAAAAGAAUUUAUAUUAUUUUAUAAUACACAAUGAUGGUACUCGUUAUUACCUUUAAUUGACACCGUACAAAUGUUAUUUAGAUCCUGUGUCCUUUUAGGCUUUGUAUUUUCAAUAAUUGAGAGAAAUAAAUUCGUGACGCCUCAAUGGUACAUGCAGCCUACUAAGCUAACUUGGCUUACUAAAAAAUUUCCAAAUAGAAUGCGAAGAUACAGUAAUUGUAAUUUUUGAGGUAUAACACAAUAAACGUUGCGUCUUUUCAUAAAAGUAAUUUAUAGACUUUUUUGUGUUAUCUAUUGUUAUCUUAACUAAAAACAUUUUUUUUAAUAUGUCUUUCUUUAAUUUUUUGGAUUCCUUAAAUUUACAACAUGCAAAAUUAUAAAAAUAAAAUGUAAAAAAAAAUAUUUUUCAGUUCACCGGGCAAAGCAUUUUAUUCUUCCCUAAGAAUAUGUAGUUGCUGUGACGCAGUAAUGGUACACAGCUUUAAAACCAAAUUUUUAGGUGUGACACAUAUAUGGGUCAUGUGACAGUACUUAUAAUUGGCUCUCAAUGCAAUAUUUGACCUUCAAAAUCAAUUGCAUUCCCGAUUAGCAGGUCAUGGACUAAAACAUACUACAUUUUUAGAAAAUUUGACGAUAUUUUGUAUGUAGUAUGAUAUAAAAAAAAAUCACAAACACGUUUCUUCAAUGUCUCUCCCUUAUUUGCAAAAUAAGGGAGAGACAUUAAAAUACAGUAAUUGUAAUUGGCUCUUGAUGCAACCUUUAACCUUCAAAAUCGAUUGCAUUUUUAAGCACCAGGUCAUGGGCUAAAUUUUGAGAAAAUUUGACCGCACUAUGUAUUUGGACGUGGUCCUUUACCCAAGAAUCCCGACUAUAUUUUUUGAAGGUUGCCAUUUUUGCAAUGUUUUGAACUUAUUAUAUGUACUGUAGCUUCAUUUUUCACGAAAUGAAGUUCCACUCCUAGUGGAAAAUCAUGGAAAUAUUACAAGGGUUUAAUAAUUCCUUAUAUUAACAUCUACAUGACGUGUAAUUUAUACUUUUGUUCAUGAUUUUCAAGAUAUAGAUCAAUUUUUUAAGAAAAAAUCUCUCAAAAUUAGAAAAGUCGGUUUUUAAAUUAUUUCAAAAAUAAAACGAAAUAGAGCAAUUUUGUGAUCAGAUUUGGAUUGCUUCUGAAAAAAUUUCUGAGUAAAUAUUUUGUUGGUCUGACCUAGGAUAAAAAAGAUCUAAGAUCAAAAGAAAUAUUAUCUUUUUCCAAAUUAUUUCUUUGAUCAUACGUAUAUAGAGAGUUACCAAUUUCGAAAAAUUUUCGGAAUUUUGAAGACAAAAACCGGAAUACUCUGGAAAACGGGGGUAUUAAAAAAAAGUCGAAUUCUUAUUUAAAAUUUUCCGAAAAUUUCGACUUUUUCUAUACCCCUCUUUAGAGAAAAAACUUCUAGAGCAUAGCCAAUAAUUUUAAUAAAUAAAUAUGAAAUUCUUAUCAAACCUACCCACGCUAACCCGCAAAAAUUAUAAUUUGAAAACGCAUAUUUAAUGUAUAAAUAAACAAAUACUGACUGAUUCCUUUGAGUAAUUUUGUGGCAGAUUUUCUAGAUUUUUUAUCAUAUUUCAUAAAAAAUUUAGAGAUGAAUCUGUCAAUUUUUACGCCAUAACCCGAUAUCGACGUCGCCCCAUUUCCAAAAUCAGUGUUUUAACCCCGAAGCAGGUUACGCUGAAUAAUUUUGGAAUUGUUUGGUAUUUGGCGACCCCGUUUGCCCAUUUUGAUCGAGAAAAAUCUUACCCUUAUUAAAUAUUUAGACUCCCAUCCAAAAUGAACCAAGAUAUCUCUUAAUCAAAAUGCGCAACUUAUCACACAACCACCCGAUUUUGACACUAUGAUAACAGUUAAAAUACAUAAAACAAUACACAAAAUAAAUGCAAUAGCCCGGUUGCACCAAGUGCUUCAAUAUUUUUUGCCCGUUAUUCUUAACUAUUUAAGAAUGAAAAAACUUAAGUAGUUACCACACAAAUAAAAAUUUUCCAUAGCCCAAAAUCAGACGUCUAUUCUCUUAGAUGGCGCCCCUUUUUAUGGAGACCAGAGUCACACUUGACCAGGUACCACCCUGUAAAACUGAUUAAAGGAGAUAGCGAUCCCAUGGACUCUAAUAGCUUAGCUUCUCCACAGUAGAGGCAUCGGUACAUGGCAGGGGUAGACCAAAAGAAAAUUGGUAAAACCAUAAAAAAACGCCUGAAGCAGAGGGGGUAAAAAUGCCCAAAAAAAUUACCCUCGGCUUGGAAUAGACAUCUGAAACCAUUUUUGUUUUGAUUACCUUGUGGGGGGCGUUGGGGCACGUUUUUCUGAGGGACAAUCCGGGAUUUUUUUUCGUCAUUUUUCCACGUUGAUUUAUAAUCUAACGUAAAAGUAACUGAAAAGAUCCAGUGUGGUACCUCCCCCGGCCUCCUACCGAUAUUUUAAGUGUAUUUUACAAAAUAUCACGACUAAACGCCCGAUAACGUCGUAUAUUUAUUGUAAAAUUACAUAAAAAAAAACUAAAUUUAUUUGCAAUAGCCCACAUUUACAAUGUGCCGCCCUUGCGUUACAAAGGACGGCACAGUUUUUCAAUUUUCUCACCGAAUUAUUAUUUCGGAUUUUCAGUUUACUGUUUUUUAAUCGACGUUGCCGCGCUUAUUCCUGAUCCGGGGAACCAAAAAAAAUAUGCCAGAUGUAUAGUUACUGCCGCAAUAGUAAUGUGUAAGUUUUUCUGCUAUUUUACAGGCUCCAUGUUUAAAAUUUAAUUGUGUUCCUGAUUUCCUUAGUCCAUUUUUCUUUUUUGGUGGGGUUGAUUUUGAUGGCUAACAAUCUCUAAAGGGUGCAAUUACUAUUAGAAAUAAGUAUUGGUUUUUUUUUAAUUGUCUUUAAUUCAAUAGUUUCCUUAGUCACUUGUGGUUUAAGUAAGUUUAUAGUAGCUACUUAAUUGAUGUUAUGAUUUUUCAUGCUGUUGAUGUCUCUUCAUAUAAACCAAUAUUAAUUAAUUAAGAAAACCGUGCCAAAAACUAAUAAAAACAUAAAAAAAGGUAGAUAGCAAGCAGCAUAUACGUUCAUUUAUUAUGAUACAAACAGUCGUUAUAAAGAAGUACAGUAAAUAAAUGAGAAUGACGUAAAGAAGAAUUAAAUGAUAAUCUAUAUAGGUUUUCAGAAUAAGAACGUUCUUAAAGGAAAACCUCGAUAUUCGAGACAAAUUAUCGAUAUUUAUUAACAAUUUAACCAGGCAUAGAAUGUUUUUCUACGUAAAAGUUACGUGUCAAGCGAUAAAAAUUUAAUAAUUAAAAUCUGCCCUAAAAUGAAUGGGAAUAUCAAAAAAUACAUAUCUUAAGAAAAAUCAGUGGCGUACAUCUAAUUUUUCAAAAAGUAUAUCAUAUUUAGGGGCUUAGUCACUACGAAAUAAUAAUUUUUAUAGAGUAAAGGUAUUCUUCAGGGUGGAUUUCAAAGUGGCAUUUCAAAAUUUGAUUUUUAGAGGUCAAGGUAUCUCAGAACCUAUUAUGCCAAAGUGUAUUAUGUGACCCGUCAAAUUUCUUGUACCUUUACGUAGAAUUCAAAAAUGCAUUUAUAUCUAGCGGUUUAUAUAAUAACGGCACUUAUAAUUUCGUCACUUAUAAUUUCGUCAAAAUGCAUUCAUAUACAGGAUGUUUCAGAACUAUGGGAUCAAACUUCUGGGGAUUACGCAAUGUUAUAGUAGAAAACAUUUGAGUAUAGGGACCCAUGUCCAGAAGUAUCACUACAGCUCUAAGACACACUAAAAUUUAGAAAGACGAUGAAUUGCCCAUACAGGAUUUAAUUCAUUUAAUUAUUGCCUUUUGUACACGAUAUCAUCAUAAUAAUGGUUCAAAAUGUAUUCCUCUAAUCUGAAUGUCUUGUUCUGUUUCUAUUGAAGUUUCGGAGACCAAAGAUUUUACAUGUUUCCAUAAGAAAAAAUCUAGCAAUGUUAAAUCGGGUGACCUAGCAGGCCAAGAAACUGCUCUGGCAAGAACCUUUGGCAACCCAACUCUGUUUUAAAUAUAACAACACACAUCAUACAACAAUUGUUUUUAAACACACAAGCGCCGAGAAAUUGUUAAAAAUCAUUAUUAAGCAUUGACAUUAAUAUUUUGAACAAGUGUUGUGAUGAUGAUAUCGUGUACAAAAGGCAAAAAUUAAAUGCACUAAAUCUUAUUUAGGCAAUGCAUCGUCUUUCUAAAUUUUAGUGUGUCUUAGAGCCGUAGUGAUACUUUUCGGGACAUGGACCCCUAUACUGAAAUGUUUUAUACUGUUGCACUGAAUAACCCCUAGAAGUUUGAUCCCAUAGUUCUGAAACACCCUGUAUAGGGGGUUUACACAGAAAAUACUAGUACUCCUGGUAUAAUUGGACGUCAACAUUAUUUUUAGAAAAAUUACCUUUGUAUUAUGUUAUAAUUAUUAUAAUUAUUAUGUAUUAUUACAUUUUUCGAUUCUACACGAAAUUCUAAAAUAUUUGAUGGAUUAUCUCCUAAUUUGGUGAAAUACUUUCCACGACAAAAAUAUUUUAAAAUUUGACUUUCAGAUCUCAAAAAAUUAUUGGCCAAAACUAAAUUUUUUCCUGUUUAAUAAAAAAUCUCUUUUAUAUUUGACUUAAUUUCUUAUACUUUUACAUACUUUGGAUUUCUUUGGAAACGUUGACAAUUUUUCCACUAGGUACUCUCGACAUUAAGGUACCAGAGCACCAAUUUUUUUUUGUUCUCAAAUUUAAAGAAGCAGAACUGGUGAGAAGACUAGUUGUUGACACGCGAUUCAGACUGUUUCUUCAUUUUGCCUUCUUCAAGACAAAGCAACCAAAAAACUGAAAAAAUCACAAUAAUUUCUGCAUCAUUUCUGGUGUUCGCGUUUCUGCUUAUGGGCUUCUUCGGUGCAAAACAAUCAGAAAUACAAAUAAUUUCUGGUUGCCUUAAAUGACGCGCAUUUCUCCUUAUUGGCUGCUUCGAGUUAAUGAAACUAGAAAACCAUAAUUAUUUCUGGCUACCCUAUAGAAGGUUGGUCCUUACUGGCACGUGUUUUUACUUUUAAGCUUCUUCAAGGCAAAGUAAUCAGAAAAUCAAAAAGUUCACGAUAAGUUCUCCUGUAUCAUUUAUGUUUGUCUUGAUCUGACGAAGCGGAAAUGGUCAGAAUGGUAGUUGUUGCUACACGCGUUUCAUGCUAUUUAUGCAUGUUGACUUUUCCAAGGCAAUGCAACCAGAAAAGUGACAAAAUUACUUUAAUUUCUGCAUCAUUUCUGGUGUUCGUGUUUCUGCUUAUGGGCUUCUUCAGUGCAAAACAAUCAAAAACCAGAUAAUUUCUGUUUGCCUUAAAAACGCAACUGAUGGUUCUUGUUGACGCGUACUUCUGCUUAUUGGCUUCUUUAAGAUACAGUUACCGUAGAAAAUUAAAAUUAUAUCUCUCUCGUUAGCCUAAAGAAGGUUAGUACUUACUGGGACGUGUUUCUUCUUUUUAGCUUCUUCAAGGCAAAAUAACUAGAAAACCAAAAAAUUCAAGAUAAUUUCUCCUGUCAUAUCAUUUAUAUUUGCCUUGCCCUGACGAAGCCUAAAGAGCAAUAAUGGUACUUGUUCCUAUACGUGUUUUAGCCUAUUUCUUCAUUUUGCCUUCUUUAAGGCAAUACAAGCAGAAACCUGAAAAAAUCACAAUAAUUUUUACAUCAUUUCUGGUGUUCGUAUUUCUGCUUAUGGGGUUCAGUGCAAAACAGUGCUUCAUUGAAAAAGGUAACUGAUGGUACUUACUGACAUGUAUAUGGUACUCAAUGACAUUAUAUCAUUUAUGUUGGCAUGCGUUGACGAAUUAGAAUAGUACUUGUUAACGCGUGUUUCUGUUUAUUGGCUCUUUCAUGGUGAGACAACCAGAAAAACUAUGAACUUAUUUCUUGUCUCCUUACCCUGAAGAAACUUACUUAUUCUUAAGGGAGAAUAUCUAAAAAAACUAUUAAUAAUUUUGCCAGAUAUAAGAAUCUUUAUUUACAUGAAAAUUACGUGUCAAAUUUGGUCUAAAGUGAUUGGAAAUAUCAAAAAUAAUUUUAAUUUUAAGAAAAAGCAGAGGCGUGUUUUUUCCUCUUAAAUAAAAAAUAUCUUCUAGAUUUGACUUUAAUUUCCUUAAAUCUUCACAUAUUUUGGGUUUCUUCCAAAUUUUUCAAAAAUUUUGUGAUUUUUCUCUUUGGUCGUGUAUAGGGAGGUCAAAGCAACAUUUUUUUUUGAAAAUCCCAUGGGAUAAAAAAGCUCACUGGGAUAUCAAAUUAAAAUCAGGUUGCACAUGAAAGGUAAAAAAAAUAAUUAGAAUAACCUAAUUUAUAUCAUUUCUGAAUAUAAAGUUGAGUGUUAACAACUAUAACAACUAAGCUUGUUAUUUGUUUCUAAAUAUUAAUUUUAUUUUUUAUAUUACAUUUGGAUAUUUGUAACUUGAUACUUUGCCCCUGCUCAUACUAAAUAGGCGCCACUGAUUAUGUCUUCAUUAAGAAAUCUUCUGAUUAAAAAAAAUUAUAAAUAAAUUAUUAAAGAUAAACUAAACAUAGAAAAAUAUAAAACUAAAGAAAAAAUUAUAAUAAUUUUUUUCUUAAAAUUUCAACCGGUUAGGAUUGGAUGAUAGGAUUUUUUUCCGAAAAUCUUAUGUUUAAACACCCUGGUUAAAGCCCUAAAGAACAUUUCUGACUUGAAUUUGUUUUUUAACUUUUUAAAUGUAUCUUUUUUUAAGGAAACAACGUGAAAGUAACAAAAUUCCACGAAUAUCUCUUUUAAGUAGCUGAAAAAUUGCUGUCAAAGAUAGAUUUAAAAUCGUAUGUAAAAUGGAACAAAAUGUGGAGAAAAAAAAACAAUAUGACAAUAAAAAUGUUUUGUUUAUUCUGUCUUUAUUAUUUAUAAAUUUAAAAAAUAAAUUUAAAGGUUAUAAGCCUCUUAAAUUCACGUGAACCUCUAAAAUAAGAAAAUCUACCUUAAAGAAGACGUUAAAAUAAACGGCAAAACGUGGGCCAAUUUUUGAGAUUUAAUUUAGCUGCCUUUAACUCGCUACUUCAGAUCGUAAAUAAAUACUUUCCAAUUAUAGCAAAUUAUAGAUAAAGGGGUAUCCAUGGAUCUCUUAUUUGAAAAAAAAUCUAUUUUACUGUAAAAAAAUGCAUUAAUAAAGGCGUAUGCAUAGAGGCAUAGCACCAAAAAAAUAUUUUUAACAUUCACGUUGAUUUUCUUAAUACUGAAAAGUAAAGCCUCUUUUGCUAACCUCAGUUCAGUGACCUACAGCCUCUAUAACUUACUUUAAAGAGCUUUUUAGUGCUUUUGAACUAUACCAAGAUACGUACAUUUAUAAGAUAGAUACAUUUCAGGUGAAGUGUGAUAUAAAAGGCCAAAUUUACAUAAUCAAUAAUAAUAGCAAAAAUAAAGCUUAAAAUUCAAAGGAGGAAGAAGUAAUAGAAAAAAUUAAUCAUAUUUUUAUUCAAAAAAAAGGUAAUGAGUAAAAGGAAAAUACAGACUCUUAACAAGAAAUUGGUAAAAAAUUAAACAUUUUUUGGGUGCAACUGCUUUUAAAAUUUUCUUAAAUAAUUAUUAUAUAAAAUGGAAAAACACCAAAAAUUUGCAAAAAAAAUACUUUUUCAUUGGUGGCCAAAAAGAGAGCAGCAAUUCCUAUACAAUAUUAAGGAAUUUUGAAUUUAAAAUACGUCAAGUCUUGUUUUUCAGGGCUGUAUCAUAAUAAAAAGCGUAUAUGCAUACUUUCAGUACUAAUACAUGUCUAUUAUCAUAAAAUAUAUAUAUUAGAAGCUAAAAUGUAUAAGCUGUGAGGAAUGUAUUAAUUAAUGCAAGAUUUUGUUUUUUUUGCAUUACUUAAUUUUUUGUAAUUAUCGUUAAAAUGCCCUUUCAAUAAACUGUAUUCAAAGGCAUAAAAAAUAUACUAAAAAAUUGAAAGCUUUAAAAAAAAAGUAGAAAGUGGUAAAAAAAAUCAAAUUUAAGUCUAAAUUAAUAAAGAAUAACAAAUCUUGCACAAAUUUUACUCACAUAAUAUAACCAUAAAUGUUUUUCAUCUAUUCAUAAAAUAAAGAUACAUAAUUAUCAAAACAAAAAAAAUAAAUAAAUAGAUGUAAGAGAGACAAUGCUAUAGGUGUUUCUUGCUGAGGAGUUUCAAAUAAUUCUUAUUUAUUUUUCCAAAUUUAAAAAAAAACAUUUAAGCGUUAAAAUAUAUAAAAAUCAUUUGGAAAGCCACAAAAACAUAAUAUUAAUAAUAAUGACAACCUCCCUCCCAAUAUCCCUCCGCCCCAUAAACCAUAUCCUUUUUAGCACAUAAUAUAGACCAAUAAUAGCAUAUAAUAAGUAGCUUAAUUAGGGCUUAAAAAACUAUAUUAAAAAAAAUCCUCAAGGGUUAGGAGAUUUGUUUUUAAGUGCGGCAACGUCGGUUCGUUAAAAUUUUAGUUAAACAGCAAUAGUCCAAACGGGGAUUUCUGUUUUGGAAAUCGCCCUAUACAAAAAAUUUCGAUACUCCAUACUUUGGUUCCGAGUUUUUUCGUAACUUUUGAGUUUUUGGGAAAAUAUUCAAAUUCUUGUAAAGGAGAGAUACUAAAAAAAAACAUGUUUCAGAUAUUGUUUAGUUCGCGAGGUUUUCUUUUCAGUUUUAUCAAAAACAAGGGUUCGUGUAUUUUUUCAGAAAACGGUUACCUUAUUAUUUUUUUACAAUAAUAUAUAAAAAUCAAAUAUAUUACAUUUUUACAUGUUACACACUUACACACACUUUUCGGGUAAUAUUUACUAAAAAAAUGAUACACUUUUGUGUAAUAAGAGAUUUGAAACGGAAAUUACUUUUUAUUUUUAUUAUUUCGCUCAUACAGGAAAUUUCAGGGGUAAUUUUGACAUUAUUCAUGAAAUUUACUGUGUACCUGUUAUUAAAUUAAACUAUUCAGCGGGUAUUUUUAUUUAAUUUCCUACAAAAUUCGACACAUUUACACUUUUACCUUUUGUCAUCGCUCAAAAUGUGUCAAAAAUGACGACUAACAAACAUUUUAUUAUUAAAAUCCAGAAUUUGGCCUCAUGGCGGCAACACAUGACACAUUUAGGGCGAUGACUACUAUAUAAAUAAUUAAAAACGUCACUUUUGGGAAAACUACAAACUUUUCGGCCAUAAUGCAAUUCAAAACGGAGAAAUUCAGCGGUGAAAAAAACGUUCAAAUAAUUAUUAAUAUAAAACCACAUAUAAUUAAAUGUAGUGUUUAACGUUAGAAAAUAAUUGUUAAAAAGUUAUGUUUUUUGUGCUAUUUGUUAUAUUGAAAUUGUUGUGUUUAGCCAAUUCCCGAAAAAGUUGCUUCAAUGUUUUACCUCCGGAAUUUCAGUUUGAUUUUGUUGAAACACGCAUGACGGUCUUUUGAAAUUUCAACUUUUGGUAAAAAUGCCCGAUUUAAAAAAUAUUACCUACGUUUGAACCAAAUAGGACCACAUCAUGCUGACAUAAUGCUAUUAAACAAUCAAAAUUAUUAAUUUGGCAUAACUUAACAUAUUAAUUAAUUAAAUAAAAUUGAUAUUUCGUCAAAUUAUUAAUGCCAUAUUUAAACAAUUUUAAACAGUAAUAAUGCACGUGUAAUAGUUAAUAAUAAAUAUUAUAAAACUUAGGUAUAUAUUGUUAAAACUUCUCAAUAAUAGUACAAUAGUUACAAGUGACUUUUAAUUUUAUUUCCUCCAAAGGCGAAAUAUCAAUUAAAGUAAAAUGAUUGAGGCAAUUUUUGGCUGAAAAAAAUCACGUUUCUUCUCAACUUUGCAAAAUCACAAUUUCGGCCGUUGUCAGUUUUAUUUUUAACGUUUUUUUGUUUUCUGCCCCCUGGCAGACCUGCGCCGCACAAUAAAUGUACAAUUAAUUGUACUAAUUUGUGCGGUGAAAACUGUGCAAUAUUUUUGUCAAAAUUCAACUGAAUCAGUUUUUCGACUUUACAAUAUUAAAGUUGGGAGGGGAAUUUUUUCAGUUUAUUUAAUGGGAAUUUUUUUUGAUAACUUUAUACCGUGUAAUGAUGAUGUAUAAGCAUUUUUAUGGUGUAUUUAUCAUUUUGAUUAGUUUAAAAAUACUUGCUUCAAUACGCGCCUAAAAAAUAAUUGCCAUUUUUAGUUUUAAUUCAGUUGUACAGGGGGUGAUUCUGCAAGUUUUCCGUUGCUAAUGAGUUUUUUUGAAUAAAACUUUUACUCCACAGUCACAGAACUAGUACUGGAAAACUUGUAGGUAUCAUCUUGUUUCAUCCUGUUUAAUUAAAUUUACAAUGUUCUACAGUUAUAGAUGUAUUUAUUGUUUUUUUAUUAUUUUUAUUGUAUACGUUUAAAAAAAAAACUCUAUGUAUAAUGUUUAAAAAAAGGUUAUAUAAAAUAAUUUUAAGAAAUUAUAUUAUUAUAAACUUUUAUAUAUUUUUAUUAAUAUUAUUUUUAGGUUGAAGAACUGUAUGAAAUUAACAAUAAAACAGUUUCAAAACAGAAAUAAAAAUAUACGCAAAAUAAAAAUUCUGUUUUGAAAUUUCCUAAUAGGUAUAGUUAUAAGGGUUUUAAAGAAACUAUAUAAGUUUUAAUUUUUCUACUUAUGGAUAAUUACGAUACUUUGCCAUUUUUUAAUUUUGAAUUGACUGCCAUUUUUUUUUGUUAACUUAUAUAUUUUUUGCUUUUUUCAUAGUUAAGUUUAAGUUCCUAUCUUUUACUAUAUACUGUAGAGCAACUUUCUUUGGGAUGUCAGAAUGAAUGUCUGCGGAAAUUUACUGUAUUUCGUAAAAUAACUUAUUUCAAAAUUGUAUAUUUUUAUUGUAAAUGCAAGUUUCGGUUCUUUGGUGUCACUAAUACUAAUAUUAAAAUUUAGGAAAACCAAUUGUACAAAAGUUUCGAAAUAAUAUGUAAAUGUUGUAAAAAUUUACUUUUAGGUAUGUAAAUUAUUUACGUGGCAAACUGCGAGUCGCACUAAAGAACUAAUUUUUGCAGAACUUGAAAAUUUAAGGUUUAGGCGAUAAAAAAAAUGAAACAUUACUGUGAAUUUGAGGCAUUAUGUGGAAAAAAUAAAUUAACUAAUUUGUAAAAUAUAGGCAUUAAAAAAUUUGUGAAAUUUAGAAAAAUUUUGUUGCAAUUAUUUUUACCGAAAUUCGAUGUAUGAAAAUUGUAUGUGUGACAAUGUAUUAAUUCUAUUUACUGGAAUAGCAAUCAUUAAAAAAAUAAAAUAAA